Molecule: messenger RNA, 5318 nt
Organism: Bombina bombina (fire-bellied toad)
Lineage: Eukaryota; Metazoa; Chordata; Amphibia; Anura; Bombinatoridae
Gene: ITGA11
Product: integrin subunit alpha 11
Exons: 30
Coding region: 123-3692 (1189 amino acids)
Biological process (GO): cell adhesion mediated by integrin; integrin-mediated signaling pathway; cell-cell adhesion
Cellular component (GO): external side of plasma membrane; integrin complex
Molecular function (GO): integrin binding
Source: RefSeq, a predicted model, not a curated record
ACUCUGCAGUCUGGGAGCCAGGGAAGAGCGGAGAGUGAAGUGGGAAAGUGGAAGCUUCUUCCAAAGCCAGCUACCAGUCUGGCAUAUAGUCUGCAGAGAGGAGAUAGGAUCUUGAGAACAGCAUGGACUUCCUCAGAGGAUUUCUCACUGCCUGGGCACUGUGCCUCCUGCCAGGCUUUACUGACACAUUCAAUAUUGAUAACAAGAGGCCGAGGAUUAUCCCAGGUUCCAAAGAUGCGUUUUUUGGAUAUACAGUACAGCAGCACCAGAUUGGAGACAAGAAAUGGCUAGUGGUGGGAGCCCCAUUUGAAAUGAAUGCAGCUCAGAAGACCGGGGAUAUAUACAGAUGCUCAGUUACCAAUGAAACAUCCAGUGACUGCACAAAGCUUGGGAUUGGCAGGGUGACACUAUCUAAUGUGUCGGAGCGCAAGGAUAACAUGCGUCUGGGAAUGAGUUUAGUCACAAACCCCAAGGACAAUAGUUUUGUGGCUUGCAGCCCUCUGUGGUCUCAUGAGUGUGGAAGUUCUUAUUAUACAACGGGAAUGUGCUCCAGAGUCAACUCCAACUUCCGCUUCUCCAGAAUCGUGGCUCCCGCUUUGCAGAGGUGUCCAACUUUCAUGGAUAUUGUUAUUGUGUUAGAUGGUUCCAACAGCAUCUACCCCUGGGCGGAGGUACAAAGUUUCCUUAUAAGUAUUCUGCAGAAAUUCUACAUCGCCCCUGGGCAGAUACAGGUUGGAGUAUUGCAAUAUGGAGAAGAUGUGGUCCAUGAAUUUCAUCUCAAUAAUUUUCGUUCUGUGAGUGAGGUGGUAGAGGCUGCAAAAGGUAUUGAGCAGAGAGGAGGAACCGAAACACGUACUGCACUUGGCAUUGAGAAAGCAUGCACAGAAGCUUUCCAGCAUGGGGCGAGGAAGGGAGCUAAGAAGGUGAUGAUCGUUAUUACUGAUGGAGAGUCCCAUGAUAGCCCUGACCUGGAGAGAGUGAUAGAGACUUGCGAGAAGGACAAUAUAACGCGCUAUGCAGUGGCAGUACUGGGAUAUUAUAACAGACGAGGGAUUAAUCCUGAAGCUUUCUUGAAUGAGAUCAAGUUUAUUGCCAGUGAUCCCGAUGACAAACACUUCUUUAAUGUGACAGAUGAGGCUGCCUUGAAGGAUAUUGUGGAUGCUCUUGGAGAAAGGAUCUUCAGUCUAGAAGGAGGAACUAACAAGAAUGAGACUUCAUUUGGUUUGGAGAUGUCCCAGGCCGGCUUCUCAUCACAUGUGGUUGAGGAUGGGAUCUUACUGGGUGCGGUGGGAGCCUAUGACUGGAAUGGAGCUGUUCUUAAGGAGACUAGCAGUGGAAAAGUAAUACCAAGAAGAGAAUCGUACCUCAGAGAAUUUCCUGAUGAACUCAAGAACCAUGGAGCUUAUUUGGGUUACACUGUUACUUCUGUGAUGACAUCACAACGUGGCAGGCUGUACGUAGCUGGAGCACCACGCUUCAACCACACAGGGAAAGUGAUCAUCUUCAGCAUGCAAGGCAUGGAUAACCUCAUCAUACAUCAGGCCCUAAAGGGGGAGCAGAUAGGAUCAUAUUUCGGCAGUGAGAUAGACUCGGUGGAUGUGGAUAAUGAUGGAUUAACAGACGUAUUACUUGUCGGAGCUCCAAUGUACUUCAGCGAUGGAUGGGAAAGAGGCCGUGUGUCUGUGUAUGUUCUUAAAGAGAGACGGUUUGUUCAUGACGGAGUCCUGCGAGAUUCGGACAGCUCCCAGAACUCACGCUUUGGAUCCUCUAUUGUCGCUGUGCCGGAUCUCAACCAGGAUUCAUACAAUGAUGUAGUAAUUGGGUCUCCCCUAGAGGAUGAGCACAAGGGAGCUAUUUACAUCUUUCAUGGCAUGAAAAAGAAUAUUCUGAAACGACAUAAACAGCGCAUCUCUGCUGCAGAGCUCUCCCCAGGACUGAAGUACUUUGGAUGCAGUAUUCAUGGAAAGAUGGAUAUGAAUGAUGAUGGGCUAGUAGACCUUGCAGUGGGAUCCAUGGGAAAUGCUGUCCUGUUGUGGACAAGGAGUGUAGUUCAGAUCAAUGCAACCAUUCGUUUUGAGCCUCCGAAAAUCAAUAUGUUCCACAAGGACUGCCACAGAAAUGGACGUGAGGCAACAUGCAUGGCAGCUUUUAUCUGCUUCCUCCCCAUGUUUAAAGCAGCCCAAUUCCAGGGACUGAGUGUGGCCAUUAAAUAUAACGUGACCAUAGAUGAGCGGAGAUACACACCCCGCGCUGUGAUUGAUGACAUAGGAGGGGACAAACACUUUGUGAAAACCCUUCGAGCCACCAGUGGGCACAGCCAGUGCCAGCAACUCAACUUUCAUGUCCUGGAUACAGCUGACUACUCCAAGCCAAUAACCUUUUCUCUGGAGUAUGAGCUUGCUUUUCCCAAUGAAGGACCAGUGCUAGAAGAAGGCUGGCCAACUUCCCAUAAAGUUUCAGUUCCAUUUUGGAACGGAUGUAACCAGGAUGAGAGAUGUGUCCCUGACCUCUCCAUUGAUGUAAAACACGACAUUCCAACAGCAAUGGAGUUUUGUCGGCGCAAUCUCAGAAGAUCCCCAUCAGACUGCGCCACGUUUGUUAGUUCCUUUGAUACGUCUGUCUUCAUCAUUGAGGGAAGUAGAAGACGUGUGGCCCUGGAAGCGAUGUUGGAAAACAAAGGGGAGAAUGCCUACAGCACUGUGCUUAACAUUUCCUGCUCUCGGAACCUGCAGUUUGCCAGCCUGAUUAUUAAGGAGGAAUCAGAUAUUAAGAUUGAAUGUAAGAGGAAUGAACGGACAGCACUCAACAAGAUCUGUAAUGUCAGCUAUCCAUUCUUCCGCUCCAAAGCCAAGGUGGCGUUCCGGUUGGACUUUGAAUUCAGUAAAUCUUUUUUUCUCCCAUCCCUGCAGAUCCACCUCACAGCUAGCAGUGAGAGUGAGGAGCUGGAGGAUACAAGAGCUGACAACAAGGUUCUGCUGAAUUUCAACCUAAAGUAUGAAUCGGAUCUAAUGUUUACCAGGUACUCCACACUGGAUCAAUAUGAAGUAACCUCUGGGGGAUCUGUGGACAGAUACAAUGCAAUCGGACCACCAUUCAACUGUACCUUUAAGAUUCAGAACUUAGGCUUUUUUCCUGAAGAAAUUACCCUGAAGAUCACAGUUCCAAUUGCAACUCGGGGUGGUAAUCGGCUACUUUUGUUACAGGAUUUGAUAAGUGACCAGGUGAAAGCGGAGUGCAACAUUUGGGGCAAUAAUACAGAUUACCGCAGGAAACCAUCAGAAGAAGACUUAAGCCUUCUACCUCAGCUGAAUUACAGUAACUCAGAUGCCGUGUCUAUUGACUGCACAAUGACCCUUGCAUCCAAUCAGGAGGCAGCGUUUAUCUUGCAAGGGCAGCUGUGGAGCAGAUCUUUCCGAGUGAUGAAGUUCCGUUCUUUGAGUCUUGCUCUCUUUGCCACACUAGAGCGGAAAUUCCACAGCCCCUUCAUCUUUCGAGAAGAGGAGCCCACCAGCCAGGUGAUUACAUUUGACAUUUCGAAGCAGGAAGAAUGGGAGGUCCCCAUAUGGAUUAUUGUCAGCAGCACAUUAGGAGGGCUCUUACUCCUGGCACUCUUGGUGCUGGCUCUUUGGAAGCUGGGGUUCUUUAAACGCAGUCAUCAUGAAAGAGAGGAGGAGGACAAGGUCAUGGAGUGAGGACCAGACAGAUGGCUGACUCGCACUCAGCCCUCCACACGCUCAUGUAUAUAGAUUACCCUGGUCACACGGGCUGCAGAGAGAACUAUAUGCAAAUGGCAAACAGGAAUGUGCAAGGAAUGCCUUGAUGAACGGGGCCCACACGUUAUUUUAUUGCUGAACUUUUCAUCGUGGGGCAGGAUGGAUUAUCUGCCCCUACCUCAGAGGCCUAGUUUUCUAUUUAUUUUAAGGAUGACCUAAGGUUCAGUGGCCUUACUGACAAAACUGACAAGUUUUAAUAGGUUCUACUCAGGGGCCAACUUGUCAAUACAAAAACCACUGUUUGCUUACCUGGGAUUUUCUCUUCUAGCAAAAGCAGGGCCCUGUAGGUUGUUUACAGUACAUUCUUCUUUACAACAAUUUAUUUUCUACUAUUUAAUAGGUACCAAGGGUGCCUGUUCUUCUUCAAACAAUGUACUGAUGGACUGGGCCAUUUCUCAUGUGUUGUUAAAUGAUCCAAAAAUAGGGAACUGAUCUGAUACUUAGAAGAAAAAAAAAUAUGGAGGUUCUUAAAGGGACAGGAUACGCCAAUGUUCUAUUAACUGCAUGUAAUAGACACUACUAUAAAGAAAAAUAUGCACAGAUACUGAACUAAAAAUCCAGUAUAAAACCUUUUUUAAACUUACUUAGAAGCUCCCAGUUUAGCACGGUUGAUGGCGUUAGGCUGGGAGAUCCACUGAAAAGGGCUGAGAAAGCAGGAAGAGCAGAACAUCCCCCUUCCCCCCAUUAUACAAACAAGAACAAUUAAGAAUCUGUAGACUUCAGUCUACAUCUGAUACUUUAGGGCUUGGUUAUCAGCACAAUGUAAUUAACAAAAAUAAGCAAAACUAUACAAAAACACUGCCAGAUGGCUAUAUAAAUGGAUCAUCUACAAAAAAAAUAUAUGCAAAGAAAAAUCUAGUGUACAAUGUCCCUUUCUAAAUUUCUCAGAUUAUUUCCUAAAUAAUAGACACCAUCAGACUAUUUGCCUAUAAGUAUGAGACCCUUUUUACCUUGCCAUCAUUUUCUUGUGAUUUUCAAAUUAGAUUUCAAAACUUAUUAUUCUGUAUAACAGAUGGUACAUUUUGGCUGGAGAUUGACAGCUCAAAAAUACCUGAUCUAAUGCUUAAAAAUAUCUGACUUGUGGUUUGAACCCUUGCCGCCGCCACCACCACCCCGGAAAAAUUUUGAUGCUGGAAAACUCAGAAUUACUCCAAUGAGAAGCAGGAAAACACUGCCAGCUCAAUAAAAUUUAGAUUGGGGAGAAUUUUAUUUGCACUGCUUUUGCCAUAAUCAUUGUGGAGAGAUUAUUACACAGAUGCUGAUGUUAUAUUACAUUGUCCCAUCCCUAGAAAAGUGCAUAGGCUUCAGACUGUUUAAAAAGAGCCAUUUACUUCAAAACUUGCUUUUUUUCUAAUGAAGUAUACAAUGUAAGUUAACUUCAGAAAUAUUACACACCUUGUUUUUUUUGUUUUAUUUUUUUUUAACAUUUUUGGUCCUUGGAAUGUACCUUUUUAUGUAGACAGUGUUGUGAAGGGUACUUUGUAUCUCAGUUUUGUUAAAAGUAUCUUCACCUACUGAAAAUAAAAUGUAAAAAAAAAAGUAUGA